AUGUUCGCAAAGAUGCUCCAGGAAUUGUCUGCCAAAGAUUCAAUUAUUCUCUGUGCUAUUGGUUUAGUUACCUAUGUCACGCUAGGCGUGAUAUACCGCAUUUACCUACACCCCAUUUCCCACUUCCCGGGACCGAAAUUAGCAGCAGCAACUCAUUUGUAUGAGUUCUGGUUCAAUCGACGAGGGGAUUUUCUAUGGGAGAUCAAACGACUACACGGGCAGUACGGUCCUAUUGUACGAAUUACACCCGAAGAGGUGCAUAUCCAGGAUGCCUCCUAUUAUGAUGAGAUUUAUGCAGGGGGUACUAGAAUUCGUGACAAAGAUCCAAGAUUUGUCCAGAUAUUUUCCGCUCCACAUGCGAUGGUUUCCAUUGUCGAUCAUGCCCACCACAAGCAGCGCCGGGGCCUGCUUGGAGAAUUUUUCUCUAAGAGAUCUGUUGUGGCUAUGGAGGGCAUCAUCAACGAGAAGAUCAAGAAACUUAUUGCUCGUUUGACAGAGUUGAAAGGGACUGGCAAUGUUGUGAAUAUGGAAGCCGCUUUCGCAGCAGUCACAGCAGAUAUAAUCACGCAGCAUGCCUAUGGGCAAAGUUGUAAUCAUCUCGAGGACCCCGAUUUUAACAAGAAGUGGAAGGAUGCUGUGCUAGAGACCAUGGGUAGUCGAGUGUCCAUCAAACACUUCCCCAUCCUGUUAAGUUUCUUGAGGGUUAUUCCUUUGGGAAUUAUGCUGCUAAUUAACUCUGGAAUUGCUGAAAUUUUACGAAUUGAGGCUCUCAUUCGGAAACUGUCUCACCAAAAAAUACAAAACAGCAAAGUCGGUCCGAAAGAGGGUAAAAUGACUAUCUUUGACGCCAUGAAUGACGAAAUUGUUCCUGCUGAGCAACGAACUCCGGAAUAUUUGGUCGACGAGGGUCAUAUCCUGCUGCUUGCGGGAACAGAGACUACUGCAAAGACCUUGACAACAUGCAUGUUCUAUCUUCUUGAAACCCCAUCUGCCUUGAGCAAAUUGCGAACAGAGAUUAAGGAAAUCCAACGGAGCACGUCGAAACCACCCUCUUGGGACUCACUUCAGCAACUACCAUACUUAACUGCAGUUGUGAAUGAGUCACUUCGCCUAUCUUAUGGAUUAAGCUGUCGCCUUCCACGAGUCGCACCGAACGAAGCCUUGCAAUACAAGCAAUGGAAGAUUCCUCCGGGUACGCCAGUCAGUCAGUCUUCGUACUUUGUCCACAUGGACCCAGAGCUAUUCCCAAAUCCAGAUAGAUUCGAUCCAGAUAGAUGGCUUCAAGCCGCGAAGGACGGCUUACGAUUGGACAGAUAUAUCGUGGCAUUCUCCCGCGGGAGCCGUCAAUGUAUUGGCAUCAACAUGGCGUAUGCUGAAAUUUACCUCACAUUGGCUCAACUUAUUACGAAGCUAGACUUUGAACUUUAUGAGACCUCGGUGGACGACGUCCGGCUUAUCCGUGAUCUAUUCUUUGGACGUCCGAGUGAUCAAUCUUUGGGCGUGAGAGUGAUUGUUAAGGACUGA
Molecule: messenger RNA, 1524 nt
Organism: Penicillium odoratum
Lineage: Eukaryota; Fungi; Ascomycota; Eurotiomycetes; Eurotiales; Aspergillaceae
Product: cytochrome P450
Exons: 6
Coding region: 1-1524 (507 amino acids)
Molecular function (GO): heme binding; oxidoreductase activity, acting on paired donors, with incorporation or reduction of molecular oxygen; monooxygenase activity
Source: RefSeq, a predicted model, not a curated record